This is a messenger RNA of Rhipicephalus microplus (southern cattle tick), 1190 nucleotides long. RefSeq lists its product as uncharacterized. Lineage: Eukaryota; Metazoa; Arthropoda; Arachnida; Ixodida; Ixodidae. The record is from RefSeq and is a predicted model, not a curated record.
GCAGAUUCUGACCGCCACUUUAACGGCAGAGGGAGUGCCUUCCUCUAAGAUCCGCAACUUCGUGGCCUUCAGACCGUCUAGUUUCACCGCGCGACGAGGCAUCUACAAUGCCUUGAUAAAUGGCAUUAGCGGCAUCGAAUAUAUCAGCUUGGUUUUCUUGCUUACGGUGACCGACGAAUCCACAAAGAAUGUGUUGCCGUCAUCAGGAUGGGACAAGUCCUGCAAGCCGCUUGAGAGUGAAGUCAGAAUGAUCGAUGCCGUUGAUCUCAUAGCCAGCGUCUCGAUGCCAAGUAGGGUGAAGUUCACUGUGGCAGUCAGUCUGCGCUUCGACACGUUCGACAGCGUAGGCAUAGCUGAUUUAGGCCACGGUGACGUUGAUGUGAUGCUCUCAAGCCGUCACUCUGCCGGCUUUUACGAAAGGGAAUGCGAAGACUUCUUCCAGCAUGACCCCAAGGUCAAGUCCGCAGUAUACUUCGGUGGUGGAGGCUGCAUGUUCGCCCCAAAGCAUGGCACACGCAGCGUGGUGUCCUUCGAAACGCCCGGCACAUUGCGAAACAAGAUGGUCGCCGUCUACCGCCGCCUGGGCUGGAGUCUAACCGCGGCGUACGUGAUUGGCUGGAGUGUUUUCAACGUUACGCGAGGUCUUGCGCCUCAGCAGUGCAACGGGCCUGACAAUAGGAUCAAACAAAUCCGCAAAGUGCUCGACAACAACAUUUGACAGGCCUCCGGCGAAUCCGUGGUUCUGCACUCCACAUACGGUCUACCAGAUCGGCCGCGUUCAACGGACCAUACCAGGAAGGGACAUGUUUGGGACAUGUUUUUUUUUUAAGUGACCUUCUCGAGAAUGUCAUUACUGUGAAUAAUUGUUUCGUUUCGUAAAACACUUGCCCCGUUUAAGGUGCGAAUGACUUGCUGUUUGAGGUCCAAGUUUGCACGUUGAUUAGGCUUGUGCGAAUAGUGAAUUUUAGGUUCGAAGCGAAUUCAAAGCAAAUAGUGAUUUUGGUCGAAUAAUUUUGAAUCGAAUUCUAAUGGUAUGUAUGACACAUAAAAAAGGGGGAACAUUUAACCUGCACAAUAUUUCUUUUGAAUUGAAAUACGGGCUGUAUGCAAAUGCCAUUUUAUGUGUUCAAAGGAAGUCUAAACUUCCUUCAGUAGUAGUUGCCAUAGGAUGCGGGUGAUGCAAAUGUAAA